This is a messenger RNA of Xenia sp. Carnegie-2017, 1541 nucleotides long. RefSeq lists its product as uncharacterized. Gene Ontology annotation, biological process: response to oxidative stress. The record is from RefSeq and is a predicted model, not a curated record. The transcript has 4 exons. NCBI's taxonomy places the organism in Eukaryota, Metazoa, Cnidaria, Anthozoa, Malacalcyonacea, Xeniidae. The coding region runs from base 48 to 962 and encodes 304 amino acids. Gene Ontology annotation, cellular component: nucleus.
AAGCACUUUUUAAUCAUAACAUUCUUGGUCUGGUUCUCUUAUGAAAGAUGAUUGGGCAUAUUUUCGUAUUUUUUUUUGUAAUGAUUGCCUGCCAUGCAGCAGAAGACGCAUCUCAAUGUACACGAACUGUUUUCCGGAAAUUGAGAAAAAACGGUGAGGCUCUAGCAGAAAAAGAUGUCAUUUCAAGUCAUGUCACUCGCAAUCUAAUGGAAUGUUCUAUGAUAUGUGGUUCAAUGCAGGAAUGUGUUGGCUUUAACUACCUUGACAAUGUACAAGAAUAUUUGAUUAACUGUCAAACCAGCAACAAGACAAUAAGUAAUGUCUCAAAAAUUGUAUCUUCCGAAGGAAAUUGGAUUUUUUAUCAAACUAUAAAAGAUCCUGCAGAAAAUGAAAAUAAUUGGAUAGUUCUAAACGACACAAGUAUUCUAAAAGAUAAAAAUGAUUGGAUACUACAACUCAAACAAUGGCUUCCUUCGACAUUGAAUGGCAAAAAGGCGGUCCAUUGUUACCAGGCAACAGCAAAUGGAUGGGAGGUUAGCACAUUUCAAAGUCGUUGUUACUCUAAAGGACCCACAUUGGUUGUUGUAAAAGUGGGGACUUUUGUCUUUGGGGGAUUUGCUUCAGAAUCUUGGGAAGGAAAUGGUCGAUACAUAAAGGCAGAAAGAUCGUUUAUUUUUUCUUUAAAAAACAAGGAUAAUCUACCACCAUUUAAAUCCGAAGUUGUACGUCCAGAUUAUGCAAUGUACGUGCAAAAUGACUAUGGACCAGCAUUUGGAUCGAAUCAUGAUUUCGUCAUCCGUGACAAUGCCAACUCUAAUUCUUAUUCAAACACAGAUUACUUUGGAGAUUCCUACAAGCUUCCAAAUGGUUACACUUACGGCAACUCCAAUACACAAAACUUGCUAGCAGGUACCCCUAACUUCACACCAGAUGAAGUGGAGGUGUUUUAUUUUUCUUCAUAAAGAAACUAAACAAGAAAGAAUAAAUCGCAUGAAGACAAAUAGAAUUUUCUGAAUUUUCAACUUUAUGAGAGCAAAUUAAAAGUAGUUUUUUGAUUAUGGAAGUAGCAUACUGUGUAAAAUAUUUUGUGUAGCAAUUUUAAUGUAAUAUCAAGUAAAUUUGAACGUGAAAUUAUGGAUUAUUUAGAGUUUAAUAUUUUGCAACCUCAGCAUCGUAGGUGCAUGCAUUCCAGUGCUUCCCCAGUCAAAACACCAUGAUUGUGAGGCCUGUUUUUUUGGAAUGUUUCUUUGCAUGUAAAUUGUCUGGCGUUCAUGGAAAUUGUAAUCAUUGCAAAAUUGUAAUAUACCCACCUAUAAAGCAAGUUCUUCUCCUAAAUAUAAUGCAGGAGGAUUUAUUGUUGUAUUAAAAAAUAUUUAGUACUAUUGGACUCAUUUUGAUGUUCUUCACGUUCCUGCAAAGCUAGGUUUGUUUGAUUGAUCAUAUUCUUUUUAUUAGUUUUAUAACUAUUUCAUUUUGUUAAAAUCACAAAAACUAGAGUGAAAACAACGACAUAAUAAAGGACGAUACAUUGAAGCCAAUUA